Molecule: messenger RNA, 1177 nt
Organism: Aspergillus nidulans FGSC A4
Lineage: Eukaryota; Fungi; Ascomycota; Eurotiomycetes; Eurotiales; Aspergillaceae
Product: alpha/beta fold hydrolase
Exons: 2
Coding region: 173-1177 (334 amino acids)
Molecular function (GO): catalytic activity
Source: RefSeq, a predicted model, not a curated record
GGGAAUUGUGCCCAGAAUCGACAAAUCACAAGCAGGCUCUUAUCAGCCUCGGCCCCGACCAGCCCAGCCUUCAACGGUCGCAUGCCCUGGGCCAGAUUUCCAAGGUUCCAGCUUUUGUCUCGCUCAGCAACGCCUUUCAUUCUUCACGUAACCCUUGGAAAGAGUGCUCAAGAUGGCCUACCUGACAGCAGCUGAGGUUGUCGCCCACCCAGCCUACAAACACCUUGACUGGAAACUGUCACCAACAACUGCUGGCACAGCGCUCGUCGCUCAGAAGCGCCGCGCCGGCCCUAUCAAUCUGUACUACCAGAUCCAUGGCCACGGUCCUAUAAAACUUGUGUUCAUCAUGGGCCUGAUGGCCGCCCACAGCGACUGGAAGCGCCAAGUCAAGUUCUUCGGCCACGACCACGCCGACAAGUACUCUGUGCUGGUCUUUGACAACCGCGGCGUCGGCAAAUCCGACAAGCCGAUCUCGUACUAUUCGACAUCAGAGAUGGCACAAGAUGUCAUCGACCUCCUCACAAGUAUCGGCUGGCUCGAUCUCUCGACGCCCCCAUCACGAGACAUCAACGUCGUCGGCGCAAGCAUGGGCGGCAUGAUCUCCCAGGAACUCGCGAUGCUCAUCCCCGACCGACUGGCCAGCUUGACGCUCUGCUGCACCGCACCACGGGUCGAACGGACGGCUCCGUUCUUGGAGAAUCUGCGCGAGCGCGCAGAGAUGUUCAUCCCGCGCAACAUCGACCACGAAUUGAACCGGUUAGCGCGUUCGCUGUUUCCCGAUGAUUUCCUAGCUCAGCCUGACGACGAGUAUGAUGAUCCCGAGAAGAACUUCCCGACGAGGCGUGACCGGUUCGCGGCCGGCCGGUUGCGUAAGCUCGAGGAUACCGAAGGGUUCACGAAGAAGGGGUUCCUAAUGCAGAUUGUUGCGUGCAAUUUCCACCACAAGUCGGCGGCGCAGUUGAAGGAGCUGGGCGAUAAAGUCGGGAGGGAGAGGAUUGCAGUCCUGCAUGGGACGGUGGACCGGAUGUUGACAUUCCACCACGGCGAGCUGCUGAAUAAGGAGAUCGGCGAGGGGAUACUGUAUAAAGUGUGGGAGGGGAGUGGGCACAUGCUGCCAUGGGAGAAGGAGAGCGAAUUCAACCAGCUGGUGCAUGAGCUUGCGCAGCGAUGCAAUUAG